AUGUACAGGGUUACCAAGGUGAAAGAAAGAUUUGUAGAUAAAGGAAAUCUCAGAAUCCAAAAACUGAGGGUCGCUGAUGCGCAGAGCGCAGAGCCCUGGGAAGAACAAAGGCAACAACCCGGGAACAACGACCGCUACAGCCAUGGGAACAACAAUGGCCACAACCUGGGGAACAACGACCGCUACAGCCCUGGGAACAACAAUGGCCACAACCUGGGGAACAACGACCGCUACAGCCCUGGGAACAACAAUGGCCACAACCUGGGGAACAACGACCGCUACAGCCCUGGGAACAACAAUGGCCACAACCUGGGGAACAACGACCGCUACAGCCCUGGGAACAACAAUGGCCACAACCUGGGGAACAACGACCGCUACAGCCAUGGGAACAACAAUGGCCACAACCUGGGGAACAACGACCGCUACAGCCAUGGGAACAACAAUGGCCACAACCUGGGGAACAACGACCGCUACAGCCCUGGGAAGAACAAAGGCAACAACCCGGGAACAACGACCGCUACAGCCAUGGGAACAACAAUGGCCACAACCUGGGGAACAACAACGGUCUCAGCCCCCCAGAAAAACAACGGCUACAACCCUGGGAACAACAAACAGACCAGGAGGGAUGACAACAGAGAGGGGACUAAUGCACAGAAUGGAACGAUGGCGGGCCGAGAAACUACGGUAACAAACGGCAGUACAACAGAGAAAUGGACAACUAAAACAAACAUUUGUUUCAGAAGUUCCCUUAUCUCAGCAUGA
Procambarus clarkii (red swamp crayfish) is the source of this 762-nucleotide messenger RNA. The record is from RefSeq and is a predicted model, not a curated record. Lineage: Eukaryota; Metazoa; Arthropoda; Malacostraca; Decapoda; Cambaridae.